CAACACGGUUGCCACACCGACUACAUAAAACGGUUGUAAUCAGUUUUUUCGUACCAAAUAUAAACAUUAAACAGUUGAACCAGUGGUAGCCGACCGAUGGACGUUGUAGGCGUUAUUUUUAGUCGGACCGCGAACCAGUCUGGAGCGCGCUCUGCCGCCAGUCGCAGCGCGCUACUCUCCCACCCGGUCGUGCCUGUGUUAUAGUGAAAUUAAAAAUAAAAAACCAGAAUAAAACAAGGUUAAAGAAGCUUGGAUGUGCUGGCUGGAACCCCAGCACAAUCAGCUUCCAAGAUCAUGUAUUACAAACAGCCAGUAUUAUGAGACUUAUGAGUUAACAAACAAAAUCAUCAAAGCUGACCAAAUGAAUUAACUCACGAAUUCGACUAAAGUGACUAUUCCGAUGUAAAAACAACGAUUCGACAAUGAAACGAAGAAAGACAGAGUGCUAAUAAUGAUAAGACUUUCGUCUAACCAUUUAAGAUGUUAGACGUGUUUCGCGGUCUAAAGAAUCUGAUAAAAGUGAACUAUGUACAUAUCGACUCGCCAGUGUUUCGUCUACACUAUUCUAUAACAGUUAUCUUGCUUAUAUCGUUUAGUUUGAUAGUGACUACGAGACAAUACGUGGGUAACCCCAUAGACUGUAUACACACUAAGGAUAUACCUGAAGACGUUUUGAACACAUACUGUUGGAUCCAUUCGACUUAUACUUUGAAGAGUUUCUUCAACAAGAAAGUGGGAGUAGAAGUCCCGUAUCCCGGGAUUGGCAACAGUCGUGAGAAGGGCAGGGAAGAUAUGAGCGACAGAAAGAUCUACAAAUACUACCAAUGGGUGUGUUUCUGCCUGUUUUUUCAGGCCAUGCUGUUCUAUGCCCCCCGCUGGCUGUGGAAGUCCUGGGAGGGCGGCAAGAUCCGCGCCCUCAUGAUGGACCUGGACGUGGGCGUGUGCACCGAGAUCGAGAAGAAGACCAAGAAGAAGCUCAUCCUGGACUACCUGUGGGAGAACCUGCGGUACCACAACUGGUGGGCCUACCGGUACUACCUGUGCGAGGGGCUCGCUCUUGUCAAUGUUAUAGGGCAAAUGUUCCUGAUGAACCGCUUCUUCGACGGCGAGUUCAUGGCGUUCGGCCUCAACGUCAUCGAGUACAUGGAGUCCGACCAGGAGGACCGCGUGGACCCCAUGAUCUAUGUCUUCCCGAGGAUGGUAAAGUGCACGCUGUUCAACAAGUUCGGCUCCUCGGGCGAGGUGGAGAGGCACGACGCCCUCUGCAUCCUGCCCCUGAACGUGGUCAACGAGAAGAUCUACGUGUUCCUCUGGUUCUGGUUCGUGAUCCUCGGCAUCCUCACCUUCAUCACCCUCCUCUACCGCGUCGUCAUCAUCUUCUCUCCGCGCAUGAGGGUCUACAUGAUGCGCAUGCGCUUCAGGCUCGUCCGGCGGGACAACGUCGACACUAUCGUCCGCAGAUCCAAGAUGGGAGACUGGUAUCUACUGUACAUCCUUGGAGAGAACUUGGACUCUGUGAUCUUCAGGGAUAUCAUGCACGAGUUUGCUAACAAGCUAAACCACAACUAUCAGCAUCAUAUCCACGGGGUUCCUGACGCGUGACCGCCGAUACCAGGGUGGGUUUUCCACACCUGACUAACGUCGCUACAGCGGGACAUGGAGCCCCCUGUAUAAACUGACUUUGAAGUGCAAAGUGAAAGUGAUCUCACGGUACUGGCCUAAUAGUGUAGUGACUAGGACCCUAUAGCUUACCGUCUUCGGAUCAUUCGCUGUCGUACUUAGUAGUGAGCCGACAAUAUGAUUUAAUCGUAGUCGGAUCCCCCUAGUGGAUCCUCAAUGUUGCCGACUCAAAAUUCUACCACGAGCGUGCCGUAGGAGUGACAAGGACAGUUAUAUACGUGUGUGAGAGACGCGGGAAGUGUCAGUUCGUGUCGACAGCUCGUUUAAAUACUCGAUUGGUGUAGUAUUUUAGAGUCCGGAUGAAAAGGUUGAACGCUUUAGUCCUGUCAUGAUACUCAUGAUAAACUUUUUUCUCUGAAUAUGAUCAGGUUCUAAUUCAACUUUUUCUUGAGUAGACCUCGCGGACCCUUUCCGCAGGGACCAUGGCAUUGUCAUCAUUCGUUACUAAAAGGCAGCUACUUAAUUUUAAAAUAUGGCCAAAGCCAUUCCUCUAAGUAUGGAAGUUUUGUACAUAAAGUUAGCUGUGUUUUAGUAAAGGGAUCUUUAACUAAGCUUUUUUGUAUCGUAGCUACUCUUAAGCACUUUUCAAGCUUCUUUACAGACCAACGGAAAGCCAUAAUUAAAGGAUCCAAUAUGUAGUUAUAGUUCGGAUUAUUAAAGUGAAUUAUUUUACAUCGAGGCAAAGUCC
Cydia amplana is the source of this 2368-nucleotide messenger RNA. It is a transcript of the gene shakB, whose product is annotated as innexin shaking-B. Bases 481 to 1602 code for a protein of 373 amino acids. The record is from RefSeq and is a predicted model, not a curated record. Gene Ontology annotation, cellular component: gap junction; plasma membrane. Lineage: Eukaryota; Metazoa; Arthropoda; Insecta; Lepidoptera; Tortricidae. The transcript has 5 exons. Gene Ontology annotation, molecular function: gap junction channel activity.